GAUUCUCUACAGUGCCUGAGCAUGCAGGGCCAUUGGGUUGUGCUAGCUCUUUGCUGGCUGGGGCAGCUGUGUGUGGCUCAGAAUUUGAGGCCUCAGAUUGCAAACCCCAAACUUGCUACAAAUAAUCCUACCCUUACUACAAUUGCUCUAGAGAAACCUUUCUGUGUGUUUGAUGAUUCACUGUCUCCAGGUAGCUCCUAUGUGGUCUACUUGUAUGCAAUGGCUGACUCUGCAAGCACUGUAAACUCAGCUGUGACUGACAACAGCAGCAAACCUCUCAACACCACUUUCCAAGACACCAACGGAGGACAACUUGGACCUUACAGGGCUGCAUUGUUUAAUGUGCCCAAUUGUGCAUCGCCCCCCCUGCUGGCUGAUGUUGUAAAUGUGAAAAAAGUUUCAGAUGUCUUGAAACAAUACCUCUUCAGAGUGGGAGACGAUGUGACUUGUUUAUAUGACCCAAACUUCCCCGGUGCCUGUAACCCUCCUCUUGCCGAUGAUACAACCUACAGGUUUAAGUACCUCUUAGUAGAUGUGGUUGCAGGUGUUGUGAAAGACCAAACUCUCUGGUCUGAUCCAAUGAAAACCAGUAGGGUAAAACAGGCUUCAACAAUUGAUACCUGGCCUGGGCGAAGGAGUGGAGGAAUGAUUGUCAUCACCUCAAUCUUAAGCACUCUUAUGUUCCUUCUUGUUGUUGGAUUUCUUGCCUCCAUAUUCUUCUUUGUCAUCAGGGCAGCAGGAGAGGCAUGCACAGAGACCACACAUGAGUCUCGGACUACCCAGCAGGGUGUACCAAGAUCUCAGGGUAGCUCUGAGGGAGUGAACCAGUGA
Trachemys scripta elegans is the source of this 831-nucleotide messenger RNA. RefSeq names its product uroplakin 3A (gene UPK3A). The coding region runs from base 22 to 831 and encodes 269 amino acids. The record is from RefSeq and is a predicted model, not a curated record. The transcript is spliced from 6 exons. Lineage: Eukaryota; Metazoa; Chordata; Testudines; Emydidae.